Molecule: messenger RNA, 1827 nt
Organism: Alternaria arbusti
Lineage: Eukaryota; Fungi; Ascomycota; Dothideomycetes; Pleosporales; Pleosporaceae
Exons: 2
Coding region: 1-1827 (608 amino acids)
Biological process (GO): transmembrane transport
Molecular function (GO): transmembrane transporter activity
Source: RefSeq, a predicted model, not a curated record
AUGCAGGCGGCCGAUACUACGAAGAUGGGGGUUGGCGCAAGCACUCAUGAUGAAACUGCACAAGUACAUGGAGAUUCUGAACCGAGAUUGGAAGAACCAAAGGAGCAUUUCGAGAAUGCGUCUGCAAACAAUGACACGACCGACCAAGCGCAUACCCGCGACCCAGAAAAGACCACGCCACCCCCAGCAUCAUCACCAAACACCGUCGACCCCGAACACCCAGAUAAAGAAAAGAGCACAGCAGAAGCCAUCGCAAAGGAAAAGACCACCGACGACACCACCCCCGAAGACGAGUCCAGAUACCUGCACGGCCCCAAACUAGCCAUCCUCUCCAUCGGCCUCUGCCUAACCACCUUCGUAAUCGCCCUCGACAACACCAUCAUCGCAACCGCAAUCCCGCGCAUCACCACCGUCUUCAACAGCCUCGAAGAUGUAGGCUGGUACGGGUCUUCCUACCUGCUCACUACCACGUCCCUGCAACCCUCUUUCGGAAAAGUGUACACGUACUUUGAUGUCAAGUAUACGUACCUAUCUGCGUUGGUGUUGUUCGAAGUAGGCAGUGUUAUAAGUGCCGCGGCGACUAGUUCGGCGAUGUUUAUUGUGGGGAGGGCGGUUGCGGGCGCGGGGGCUGCGGCGUUGUAUUCGGGUGGAAUGACGAUUAUUGGGUUCUCGGUGCCGUUGAGGAAGAGGGCUAUUUAUAUUGCGGCGCUGUCGAGUAUGUUUGGUAUUGCGUCUGUUGUUGGACCGAUUCUUGGUGGUGCCCUUACGGAUCGAGCGUCGUGGAGAUGGUGCUUUUGGAUUAACCUUCCGUUUGGUGCUGUGUCGCUGGGUGUCGUGUUCUUCUUCUUUACAAAUCCAAAGAGGAUGUACUCGCAUCUGCCGGUGAAGCAGCGGUUGAAGAGCAUUGAUAUCGUAGGGGCUGUUUUCCUGAUCUGUGCGAUUGUUUGUUUGCUGCUGUGUCUGCAGUGGGGUGGGUUCAGUUACGCAUGGAGUAACUCGAAGGUUUGGGGGACGUUGCUAGGCUUCGGACUGCUGAUCUCUGUCUUCAUCGGCUUACAGAUGCGCAAGGGAGAUCGGGCGACGAUACCUGUUCGAGUGUUUACACAGCGAACUGUGCUGGUCAGUUGCUUAUAUUCAACACUGCUAUCUAUGGCUCUGUACACCCACAUCUUCUACCUCCCCUUCUACUUCCAAGCCAUCAAAGGCACCACCGCCGAAGAAUCCGGCAUCCGCACCAUCGCCUACCUCGUCAGCAUAACCGUCUCCUCCAUCCUCAUCGGCGGCCUCAUCACCCUCGUCGGCUGGUACGCCCCCUUCAUGUGGUUCGGCAGCGCCAUCUUCGCCAUCGGCGCAGGCAUGCUCUACACCCUCACCGUCCACUCCCCCCCGGGCCAAUGGAUCGGCUACCAGAUCCUCGCUGGCAUCGGCGCAGGAGCCGGUGUCCAGAUCCCGUUUGUCGCUGUCCAGGUUGUCACGAACGAGAAGGAUAUGCCUACGGCGAAUGCUUGCGUCAUGUUUUUUAAUUCGCUGGGGGGUGCGCUGUCGAUUAGUAUUGCGCAGAAUAUCUUUGUUAAUACUUUGAAGAAGGAGGUGCCGAGGUAUGCGGAGGGGUUUGAUGCGAGGAUUGUAGCGAGUGCUGGGGCGACGAAUUUGAGGAAGGUUGUUCCUGGGGAUAUGUUGCCGGGGGUGCUGCUUGGGUAUAAUGAGGCGAUUGUUACGGCUUUUGUGCUGGCGAUUGCGACGAGUAGUGUGGCGUUUUUUGUUAGUUUGGGGAUAGAGCGGAAGAGUGUUAAGGGGAAGAAGAUUAUGGCUGGUGGUGCGGCGUAG